Molecule: messenger RNA, 2536 nt
Organism: Ctenopharyngodon idella (grass carp)
Lineage: Eukaryota; Metazoa; Chordata; Actinopteri; Cypriniformes; Xenocyprididae
Gene: evi2b
Product: protein EVI2B
Exons: 2
Coding region: 229-1773 (514 amino acids)
Source: RefSeq, a predicted model, not a curated record
AUGCUCCAAAGCAAACCUCAAAAAAGCCUAAUAUCCUGAGACGAGAGUUUAAACAGAAAAGCGUUAUACAGUUUUACACAGUCUGUCACCACAGUCUUUCCUCAGGAAAAAAAAAAAAAAAAAACCUCUGCUAUUAGCAGAAACAAAUGCAGCCAUUUCACAGCUUCAUUUCCUGUCAAGUGAAGUGACAGUUCCGUAUUCAUCAGAAUAUACUUCAGUCUUUAACUAAUGCUGCAGAGGAUGCCUGGAUUCUCUAAGGACACCAUGAGGACUACUUUUUGCACACUUGUCUUCCUCUUCUCUCUACCAUGGAGCCUAAAUGGCCAUUUAACAACCAGCCAAAAGAAUAUUGGCGUAACAAACACAGCAGACGAUGCAUCGGGGCAGAUGAACUACACUACUGAUUCUGGUACAAACAACGUGGUUUCACUUUCAAAAAGUGCUCAGACGCAGCAUGGCAUCGGGCUGAGGACACCCGACGGUGAAGACGAUACAUCAAACAAGACUAAGAGAAGGAACAUACGUGACAGCGAAAACAACUCGACUACUACGCGAGCACAAUCUGAAGGGCAAAUAAUAAAGGAAGAGGUAACAACUCCACAAAGGGAACUACAAAAACCGACAGAAGGUUCCCACAGACCGCAUGCAUCUCUUUUGCAAACAGAGAAUGCUACAGAAUCGAAUGUCUCGAAUGAACCGCCCAAUGCCACAUGGACAGAUGUUUUGCCAGAAGUAAAGACAAGCAGAGGACCUAUGGAGGUACAGGAAGCCACUCAGGAAACACCUUCUACUUCUCAUUUCACUGGACUCCGUAGUGCGCAUACAAAUAAAACAGUCUUGGAGGGCAACAACAAUAAUACACAUGGAGACGUUCAUACUACCCAGCCCACAAUGGAGACUACAGACCAACCAAACCCAAUGACUCAUGCCCACACUUCCGCAAUAACAACGGCAACAGAUUUCAAUACGACUGUAAGCACCAGUGGUAUGAAAACCACAAAGAGGGGAGCCGUCACAGACAAGUGGACAAGCACUCAAGGUCCUGAUCUUAAGACUUCAUCCAUGAUUAAGCCAACAAAGAAGUUGACGACCACUGAGAAAACCACCAAAAAGCAAAUUUACCAGCAAGCAAACCCAGGUCCUGCUGUGGCGUCUGUGAUCGGUAUCACUUUUGUCUUGAUGUUCAUAGCGAUCAUACUUAUCUUGUUAAGGAAGCGCAAACUGCAGAGAAAGCGGCUUGAAAACCCUGAAUGGGCCGGACCCUCGCCGUUUCUGGAUGGCGAUGUUCAACCGAACAUGGCAAAUAUGGAUGAGUCCGAGAACAUCAACAGACAUGGCUUUAACCAGGUGUCUAUUUCCAGAUACCUCCCCCAACGGCUCUCCAAACACCUGACGCUUGGGAGGAACACAAGUGAGGAAGUUCUAAUGGGGGACAUCCUGCAAGUAAGCACAUUCGGCAGACAAAAUCCAGAUGAGGUCCAAGCCCCUAACGGGAAGCCAAAGGUUGCUCAAGACUCAACUGAGAAGAAGGAAAAUGAAACCCAGGAAGGUCAAGCAUCCGUGGAUUCUCUGGACACCAAAACAUCUGUGUCAGGAAGUGCACAAGAACCUGUGCAGACUGAUGGCCUCACUCUCUCUCCGUCUUCUGGCAUGGACACUACAGUUAAACCUCCACCUUUAGUGUCUAUAGAUCUUGAUUCCCUUUCAGAAGAAGCAGCUCCUUUGCAAACAUCAGAUGGGGGGAUUGUUCCACCUGCUCCACCACUGAUCUAAUCGCACGUAACAGACAAUCUUCUCUGCUUCUGCCUCUACAAACCACUCAAACGAGAUAACCAACACACUCAUAUCUGCUUUCUAAAAGUCAAAAUACGCAAAGACCUUUUUUUUUUCUUUUUUUUGCAAAGGAUUUACAACCUACUGCGCUUGUUCAAGACUCUAAAAAGAAGACUGCUCAACAGGUGCUGUUUUCUUUCCUGCACUGAUGUAUUGAAACACAUAUUUCAAGACAUAUUGAAGAGAUUGUGUUAUUUUAUUAUUCAUUAGACUCUAGUUAUGUCACAAUUGCUGACCAUGAUUUUCUGCUUGAAAAUGUUUAAAUGUGUAUAUCUGCUAAAGGUCAGUCAAAGGUUAGUCAAAGGCUAAAGAUUAGUCAUUUAAGCAGUUUGAAAAGCAACAAUCUACUAUACAAUAACAAUGUCUCAUUAAAAGUUCAAAUCAGCACAUUAUGGUGUUUUAAGUCUUGGUCAAGGCUGUACUAUUCCUCAGGUAAAACGGUGUGUAGUUAUGAGAAUGCAUGGCUAGCUUGGACAAAAACUACAGCAUGUGCAAUCUUUGUGCCUACAUGUACUGCUUCACGGGUGUAAACUAAAGAGUGAAUUUAACCCCAAUGGCCAGUUUUCUAAUUAAUUACUGCACUGCUAAAGCCACUGGGUGCAUGUUUGAGCUUAAAACCUCGAGAAGCUGUCAAAAGAACAUUACAACAGACAGCACAAGCUCACUUAAACCACGCACUCAAAAUAAAAGUGUUGCAACAACA